Cimex lectularius (bed bug) is the source of this 1520-nucleotide messenger RNA. RefSeq names its product 26S proteasome regulatory subunit 7 (gene Rpt1). Bases 143 to 1444 code for a protein of 433 amino acids. The transcript has 9 exons. Gene Ontology annotation, biological process: proteasome-mediated ubiquitin-dependent protein catabolic process. NCBI's taxonomy places the organism in Eukaryota, Metazoa, Arthropoda, Insecta, Hemiptera, Cimicidae. Gene Ontology annotation, molecular function: proteasome-activating activity; ATP binding; ATP hydrolysis activity. The record is from RefSeq and is a predicted model, not a curated record. Gene Ontology annotation, cellular component: proteasome regulatory particle, base subcomplex.
AAAAGAAAAACGUUUUAGGUCUGUACAAAUUGAUUAACACUGUUACAAGAACCUCCGGGCUUUGAUAAACUGACUUACGUCGAGUCAUUUCAAGAGUUGAUCUUUAGUUUUAUUUUCAAAACUUUCUGCUCAUUGAAAAAAAAUGCCAGACUAUCUCGGAGAUGAUAUGAGAAAGACGAAAGAUGAGAAGGAGGAAGAAAAGGAAAUAAAAGCGCUCGAUGAGGCUGACAUUGCCCUUCUUAAAACCUAUGGUCAAGGACAGUAUACAAAAGGCAUUAAAUUGGUUGAAGAUGAUAUUCAGACCGUUAUAAAGCGUGUUAACGAGUUGACAGGAAUAAAAGAAUCUGAUACCGGCCUUGCUCCUCCAGCGCUCUGGGAUUUGGCAGCCGACAAGCAAACACUUCAGAAUGAACAGCCCUUACAGGUCGCCAGAUGCACCAAAAUUAUAAAUGCCGAUACCGAAGACCCAAAAUAUAUCAUUAAUGUGAAACAGUUUGCUAAAUUUGUAGUCGAUCUGGCCGAUUCGGUUGCACCCACUGAUAUCGAGGAAGGAAUGAGAGUUGGUGUUGAUCGUAAUAAGUAUCAGAUUCAUAUUCCCCUCCCUCCUAAAAUCGAUCCAACUGUGACAAUGAUGCAAGUAGAAGAAAAACCUGACGUGACGUACAGUGAUGUCGGAGGUUGUAAAGAACAAAUAGAAAAGCUGAGAGAAGUUGUUGAAACACCUCUUCUUCAUCCUGAAAAAUUUGUCAAUUUGGGAAUUGAACCCCCAAAAGGCGUGUUGCUCUUUGGCCCACCAGGAACUGGAAAAACGCUUUGCGCAAGAGCUGUGGCAAAUCGAACUGACGCAUGUUUCAUUAGGGUUAUUGGUUCAGAAUUAGUUCAAAAAUACGUUGGAGAGGGUGCAAGGAUGGUAAGAGAACUGUUUGAAAUGGCCCGCAGUAAAAAAGCGUGUUUGAUAUUUUUUGAUGAAAUUGAUGCAAUUGGAGGCGCAAGGUUUGAUGAUGGUGCAGGAGGAGAUAAUGAAGUCCAAAGGACUAUGCUUGAACUCAUCAAUCAGCUAGAUGGCUUUGAUCCAAGAGGAAACAUAAAGGUUCUAAUGGCGACCAACAGGCCUGAUACUUUAGAUCCGGCUUUGAUGAGGCCUGGCCGUUUAGACAGAAAAGUAGAAUUCGGCCUUCCGGACCUAGAAGGGAGAUCGCAUAUAUUCAAAAUCCACGCCAGGUCAAUGAGUGUUGAGCGUGAUAUAAGAUUCGAGCUUUUGGCCAGGCUAUGCCCUAACAGCACUGGGGCUGAAAUCCGAUCUGUUUGCACCGAGGCCGGGAUGUUUGCGAUUAGGGCUAGGAGGAAAGUCGCAACCGAAAAGGACUUCCUCGAAGCAGUUAACAAAGUUAUAAAGUCUUAUGCAAAAUUCUCGUCCACACCGAGAUACAUGACUUACAAUUAAAAUGUCGUUCGACCACUUUUAAAUUAAUUUUCUAUUAUUAUUUUCAAAUGUUAAAAUAAAAACUGUCCUUGAAAAA